UCAGUUUCCCUCUGAUAAUCAGGGCAAGGCAGGGCUCAGUCUCCUAGGACAGGGCUGGCGCUGAGCCAGGAGGAUGCCCUGCCCCAAGAUGCCCUGGGGACACACAUGACUCAGACACCAACAGUCCCUGUCCCUGGGGGAGAUGCGGAACACUACGGCAGUGACAGUUCUAGAGGUGACCAGAGGCGGGAUGGGGGACAUCCCAGCUACUCAGGAAGCCCCUAGGAGGCGAAGGAUCCAGACGGGCCGGUCUGGGAAGUACAGAAUGAGACCUGAAGGGUGAGGAACCUACCUAUCUGGGAGGGGAGGCUGUUGUGGAUGGGGGGUGGGGACAUCUGGGCAAGCUAGGAGAUUGCUGGAGCGCUGGGGGCGUGGGGGGUGAAGAGCUGCCGGGGUGAUGGAGGCAGCUGCCGGUCGCCCGGGCACAAUUUGUACAGAUUACAGUGGGGACCAGGGUCCCCGGUUACAGUGCCAGGCUCAAGUUCCCAGACUAGCCAGGUGUGGUAGCACAGCCCCGUCAUCCUAGCCACUCCAGGAGGCCGAGGCAGGAGAAUCAUGAGUUCAAGGCCAGCCUGGUCUACAUAGUGAGACCCUGACUCAAAAGAUGGACUGUGGGAAGGUUAGGUUGAUGUGAGCCACCACACUUGCAGCCCCAAGGCCAGACCACAGACACCCACUGCUGGGAUGAAAGGCAUGUGCUACCACACCAGGCCAGAUCUGUUGUUAAGAGGCUCUAUGCUCAUGGAAAGAGGCUGUGAGAUGAUGUCGCACAUAUACCCCUCGGCCCCGUGGGGUCAGUGAACAUGGAUUGAACACGGUUGGGCCGCGCUCGAGGGAGCAGGUGGGCCAGGAGGGGCAGCCACGGCUUCCUCACUGUGGCUGGAGGCAUCUCGGGCCCGUGAUGUCCCCCACCCCGGGUGGCCAGCUGUGAAUGGGGGAUGUAGGCUGAGUGAGUGGUGAGAGAUCCUCCACUAAGCUCCACCCCAGCCUCUGGUUUUUUCCCAAGACGAGGCCUUGCUAGCACCCCAGGCUGUGCUGGAACUCAGCAAUCCUUCUGCUUCCGCCUCCCAGGCAUGGGAUUACUGGCCUAGCAGGCCUCUAGAUCCCCGAGGGCCGAGUUGGCGGCCCUGGGAAGCACAGCGGGUGAGGGUGAUUGUGACUUAGGACUCUCUCUUCAAUCCCACAGCCCCACCAGCAUGGAUGAUGUUCACCUUGGGGGAGACCUGGAGGAUAAAGACACAGCGUUCACCUGGGAGGUGAGGGCCAACAACCGCGCCUACCACAAGCAGGUCAGGAAGAAGGGCUUCCUGUGCUGGAGACAGAAGAAGUACAAGAGCAACGCCAUCCACACAGCCAAGUACAACGUCUUCUCCUUUCUGCCUCUGAACCUGUUUGAGCAGUUCCACCGGACGUCCAAUCUGUACUUCCUUAUCAUCAUCAUCCUGCAGAGCAUCCCUGAGAUCUCCACGCUGCCCUGGUUCACGCUCUUCGCACCUCUCGUCUGCCUCCUUGUGAUCCGAGCCACCCGCGACCUGGUGGAUGACAUUGGUCGACACAGGAGCGAUAAGAUCAUCAACAACAGGCCCUGCCAGAUCCUGAGAGGGAAGAGUUUCCUGUGGAAGAAAUGGAAGAAUCUGUGUGUGGGGGAUGUGGUGUGUCUCAGCAAGGACAGCAUCGUCCCGGCUGACUUGCUCCUGCUGGCCAGCACAGAGCCCAGUAGCCUAUGCUACGUGGAAACUGCAGAUAUUGAUGGAGAGACCAACUUGAAGUUCAGACAGGCUCUGACGGUCACGCACCAUGAGCUGACAAGCCCGAAGAAGAUGGCUUCCUUCCAGGGUACAGUGACGUGUGAGGAGCCCAACAGCCGGAUGCAUGACUUUGUGGGGAGCCUGGAGUGGAACAGCAGGAAGUACCCACUGGACAUCGGAAACCUCCUCCUGCGUGGCUGCAAGAUCCGCAACACAGACACCUGCUACGGCCUGGUCAUCUACGCUGGUUUAGACACAAAGAUCAUGAAGAACUGUGGAAAGAUUCAUCUGAAGAGGACCAAGCUGGACCUGCUGAUGAACAAGCUGGUGGUCCUGAUCUUCGUGUCCCUGGUGAUCGGCUCCCUGCUGCUAGCACUGGGCUUCACCUUCACGGUGAAAGAAUUCAAAGGCAAACACUACUACGUGUCGGCGCUGCACCAGCGCACGGAGGCCAUGGAGGUUUUCUUCAUUUUCUGGGGCUUCCUCAUCCUGCUCAGCGUCAUGGUGCCCAUGGCCAUGUUCAUCAUUGCCGAGUUCAUCUACCUGGGGAACAGCUUCUUCAUCAACUGGGACCUCAACAUGUACUACGAGCCCCUGGACAUGCCCGCCAAGGCCCGCAGCACCAGCCUCAACGACCAGCUGGGUCAGGUGCAGUACAUCUUCUCAGACAAGACCGGGACUCUGACACAGAACAUCAUGACCUUCAAGAAGUGCUGUAUCAACGGCCACGUCUACGAUUCAGAUGAUGAGCAUGGUACUCUCCGAAAGCGGAACCCCUAUGCCUGGAACCUGUUCGCCGACGGCAAACUCCAGUUCUACAAUAAGGAGCUGGAGUCCCUGGUGCGAGGCCAGCAGGACAGGGCAGUGCAGGAGUUCUGGCGUCUGCUGGCCAUCUGCCACACCGUGAUGGUCCAGGAGAAAGACAAUCAGCUGCUGUAUCAGGCGGCCUCCCCUGAUGAAGAAGCACUGGUUACCGCUGCCAGGAACUUUGGAUACGUGUUUUUGUCUCGGACCCAGGACACCAUCACCCUGGUGGAGCUGGGGGAGGAACGGGUCUACCAGGUUCUGGCCAUGAUGGAUUUCAACAGCGUUCGAAAGCGGAUGUCAGUGCUGGUCCGAAACCCAGAGGGUUCCAUCUGCCUCUACACCAAGGGUGCAGACACAGUCAUCUUGGAGCGUCUUCACAAGAAGGGUGUCAUGGAGGCCACCACAGAGGAAGUCUUGGCUGCCUUCGCGGAGCAGACCCUGCGCACCCUGUGCCUGGCCUACAAGGAGGUGGCGGAGGAUGCCUAUAAACAAUGGGAACCUGAGCACCAGGAGGCCGCCCUCUUGCUGCAGAACCGUGCGCAGGCCCUGCACCAGGUGUACAACAAGAUGGAACAGAACCUCCAGCUGCUGGGAGCCACAGCCAUUGAAGACAAGCUGCAGGACGGCGUGCCUGAGACCAUCAACUGCCUCAAGAAGGGGAACAUUAAAAUGUGGGUGCUGACCGGGGACAAGCCAGAGACUGCGGUGAACAUCGGCUUCGCGUGCAAGCUGCUGUCGGAGAACAUGAUCAUUAUGGAAGAUAAGGACAUCAAGCGUUUACUGGACAACUAUUGGAACGAAAGCGAACAGCACAGGUCGUUCAAGAUGAUGACCCACCACAACAUGGCCUUGAUCAUCAAUGGGGAGUUCCUGGAUCAGUUGCUCCUGUCCUUGCGCAAGGAGCCCCGAGCUCUGGUCCAGAAUGCGGUGGUGGAUGAGGUCGACCAGGAGCCGGUGAUGUCUAGGAUGGACUUUCUCCAGGCGCGGAGGAUCUCCCAGAUGUUUCGAAACUUUGGGUCCUCCCUGGCACCAUCCCCGUCAGUCACCCCCAAGACUGGCGAGAGCCUCGAAGAGCGGCGGGAGAGGGCCUUUGUAGACCUGGCCUCCAAAUGCCAGGCUGUCAUCUGCUGCAGGGUGACACCCAAGCAGAAGGCCCUGGUGGUGGCGUUGGUGAAGAAAUACCAGCAGGUGGUGACGCUGGCCAUCGGAGAUGGAGCCAACGAUGUGAACAUGAUCAAGACUGCAGACAUCGGCGUGGGCCUCGCGGGUCAGGAGGGCAUGCAGGCCGUUCAGAACAGCGACUACGUGCUGGCCCAGUUCUGCUACCUGCAGCGGCUGCUCCUUGUGCAUGGACGCUGGUCCUACAUGCGCGUCUGCAAGUUCCUGCGUUACUUUUUCUACAAGACGGUGGCGAGCAUGAUGGCCCAGAUUUGGUUCUCCUUGUUCAACGGCUUCACCGCACAGCCCCUGUAUGAAGGCUGGUUCCUGGCUCUCUUUAACCUGAUGUACUCCACGCUCCCAGUCCUGUACAUCGGUCUGUUUGAGCAGGACGUGACUGCUGAGAAGAGCCUAAAGAUGCCCAAGUUGUACGUGGCUGGCCAGAAAGAUGAGCUGUUCAACUACAGCAUCUUCCUGCAAGCCAUUGUCCACGGCGCCCUCACAUCUAUCAUCAACUUCUUCGUACCGGUGCUGGUCAGCCAUGACAUCUCCAAGUCUGGCAGUUCCAGUGACUACCAGUCCCUUGGGGUACUGGUGGCAAUAUCUGGGCUGCUUUCUAUCACCAUGGAGGUUAUUCUUGUCAUUAAGUACUGGACACUCCUGUGUGUGGGCAGCAUCGUGCUCAGCCUCGCCUCCUACGUCCUCAUGACAAGCUUCACCCAGAGCAUGUGGUUGUACAAGAUUUCACCAAAGACCUUCCCAUUUUUGUUCGCUGACUACAAUGUGCUCAGCCAGCCUGCCAACCUGCUGGUGAUCAUGCUCAAUGUGACCCUGAAUACGCUACCAGUCCUGGCCUUUCGUGUGAUCCGCAAAACUGUUUUGAAACUGCGGCUUAAGGAGGAGGAGGAGGAGGAGGAGGAGGAGGAGAUCCCGAGUGAGGAAGUGGCUGUGGAGCCGGCCGUGAGGCACCUUCGCCGGGGCACCGCCGCCCGCAGAUCCAGCUACGCCUUCUCCCACCGUGAGGGCUACGCAGACCUGAUCACCCAGGGCACCAUCCUGCGCAGGCCCACGGCAGAAUGUGGUGGGGACACGGUCUGGGAGUCCCCGAACCCAUCUGAAGAGAACCUGUCCUUCAACCACAGAGAGUCAAUAUUUAAUCCGCGGAAGAUCUCCAUCCUGGCUAAGAAGAAACUCCACCACUAUGGAAAGAGGUCCCAGCCGGAGGAGACCCUAGCGAGCUCCCAGAUGGAGAAGCAGGACCUUGUGAACCUGGACACCCGGCCCAUUGACACUGGGAAGCCGCCCACCAUCACAAGCGCCACGUCGGGGUCACUCCAGGUGUCUUCGUCCGAUGACCAAGCCUUCCACAGUGUGCCUUCAGAGUACACCCUGGCCAGCCGGCCGGAGCGCUUGGAUGUCAGGACCUCUUCUUGGAGGAGGCCUCCUUGGAAGGGCUCAGCCUCUUCGAAGAGCCAGCUGUAAGUCCCCACGAAGUAA
Molecule: messenger RNA, 5210 nt
Organism: Peromyscus californicus insignis
Lineage: Eukaryota; Metazoa; Chordata; Mammalia; Rodentia; Cricetidae
Gene: Atp8b3
Product: ATPase phospholipid transporting 8B3
Exons: 27
Biological process (GO): phospholipid translocation; Golgi organization
Cellular component (GO): plasma membrane
Molecular function (GO): ATP hydrolysis activity; ATPase-coupled intramembrane lipid carrier activity; ATP binding
Source: RefSeq, a predicted model, not a curated record